AUGGAAUAUAAUGAAAACAAUGGCAGAGUCAUGAUGACAACUAUCCCAACUUCACCUCUUUCAAAACAAUUAUUAAUAACUACAGAUCCAGAAAUAGGACGAAUACGAAAAAUUGUUUUGGUUUUUUGUGGCAUUUGUCUUGCACUUUGUAUAAAUGGUUUAAUUUAUUCGCUAUUUUUCGAUAUGAUUCAAUAUAGCCCAAUAACAAAUGGACGUCUUAAAGAAUUUGGUGAAUGA
Rotaria sp. Silwood1 is the source of this 237-nucleotide messenger RNA. NCBI's taxonomy places the organism in Eukaryota, Metazoa, Rotifera, Eurotatoria, Philodinida, Philodinidae. The record is from the annotation of a GenBank genome assembly.